Messenger RNA from Melampsora larici-populina 98AG31, 1776 nucleotides. RefSeq lists its product as uncharacterized. NCBI's taxonomy places the organism in Eukaryota, Fungi, Basidiomycota, Pucciniomycetes, Pucciniales, Melampsoraceae. The record is from RefSeq and is a predicted model, not a curated record. The transcript is spliced from 5 exons. Bases 1 to 1776 code for a protein of 591 amino acids.
AUGUCUGAUGGAUCAGGAGGCCUAAGUUUUGGUAUGAAAUUCGGUAAGAACCUCUGGCCCAAUCAUUCACUGAUCGUUCAUUUCAACAUGAUCUCACUUGAUUUUUGCAUCUCUUUGUCCAAUAUAGAUGAAGCUACAGUAGCAGCGGACCAUUUGACUCCCCAUGUGGCAGAUACAAUCCCAGUCUUGGCGCAAUCUGAGGGAUUGAAUUUGGAACAUCAUGGUCAGCUUUUGUUUCAUCCGACUGGUUCAGUGCCGUCAGACGCUUCAAGCCUGGGCCAACAUAUCAUUGAUUCGGCAUCAAAAUCCACCUCAUCAAUCCCCCCCACCCAAACCCCUGGCCCGCCAACAAAUAUAACCCCCUCUAAGCGAAUUAUCAGUGCUAACCAAACCAAUACAGAAAUCUCUAUUGACACUAUUUCCAAACGAAUUCACACACCUAAUUCUUUGCAUUCUCAAGGGAGGAUUAUAAAUUGCUCGAACUGGUGUCGUCGUUAUACUACAAAUGAAGAUCUAUCCCACCGUAACGACAGAAACCCCUCGCAGCGUCAUUCUACCCGUGAUUCUGAGUCCACCAUCCCCCGCGAUCCUGAGUCCACCAUCCCCCGCGAUCCCGAGUCCAUGAACCCCCGCGAUCCUGAGUCCAUGAACCCCCGUGAUCCUGAGUCCACGAUCCCUACUCAAUCGACUUCUCAGCAUCCAUACAAUCAAAGUGACACGACUCAAGGCGGAAACUUCAAUGCCCGCAUUCAAUUUCACCAAUUCAACCCUACUCUGGCUCAUACCGCGGCGCAUUCUGGUCCACAAGCGUUUGGCUGGCAUCCACAGCAGCUUCCAGCUUAUCCCGUUUCGAUGGAACUCGGACCAACCUAUCCACAUAUCCCUGCCUUUCAGACCAAUCCCAUUUCACACCCACAGGGCUCCGGGCCACCCUUCAUUUUAUUGCCACCACCAUCCAAUUUUAAUCCAUACACUGGGAACAUGCUGGCUCCUCCCUCAACAACAUCUGAAACUCUUGAGAUUGGAAAUCCGACCCGUCGCACAACUUUCAACACUGCAAGAUCUACUGAAAACUCAAGUGACCCAUCACGCACCUCAACUCAACAACAUCAGCCAAGCACCUCAGCCCGUCACCAGUCAUCCUCAGCCUCAAGACACUCUCUAGAGGUACCACAGCCCAUACCACAGCGCUCUCGCUCUCCUACUCAUAGCUUGACUGAAGGUCAAUCAUCGCAACUAUUCAGAAAUUCAUCACGCUCACCAAGCUCAUCAUCACACUCAUCGCGAGCUAUGAGAAGCUCUUCACGUCGCCAUCGGUCUACACAAGCCUCUGCCAAAGCCUCAACAUCACGACGAAGCCCAUCGUCAUCACCACAACCAUCUGAUGUUUCAUCUAGUGAGGAAUCUGAUGAAUCUGACAGCAGCCCCGAAAGCGACCUUGAUAUACAUCAAAGACAGCACCAUCAGCGUAAAUUAGCCCAAUCUCGGGCCAAGAUCACCAAAUCACGACACGAUGGUAUCCGGUUUGAGAAGCUUACUGAAGAUCAAGGACCCUCCAAAAACGAGCAGCUGUCAAUUUGUAUUCAAGACUAUUGUAAACUUCUUCUGGGUGUAACUCGCAAAAUUCGUGGUCAAAAGAGUACAUCAAAACUUCCCAGCCCACCAUCUGAAAAGGAAAUUACUGAAUGGGAGAAACGCAAGAAUGAUCGAAAGUUAAGCAUUAAAGAACGCGUGAAGAAAGAACGAGAAAGGUUUUUAAAAGCUAAAAUUGAUUGA